Molecule: messenger RNA, 3421 nt
Organism: Sapajus apella (tufted capuchin)
Lineage: Eukaryota; Metazoa; Chordata; Mammalia; Primates; Cebidae
Gene: IPPK
Product: inositol-pentakisphosphate 2-kinase
Exons: 13
Coding region: 1490-2911 (473 amino acids)
Biological process (GO): inositol phosphate biosynthetic process
Cellular component (GO): nucleus
Molecular function (GO): inositol-1,3,4,5,6-pentakisphosphate 2-kinase activity; ATP binding
Source: RefSeq, a predicted model, not a curated record
GGAUUACAGGUGUAAGCCACUGUACCCAGCCUCGUUCUUUAUUUUAAAUCUAAAUUUGCUUUACCAUGCUCAUUUCUGCUUGGUUGUUGUUUUUAGCUUAUCAUUUGAAAUUGAAGAUUAUCACUGCACAUAGUCUCAUGAGAAAAUGUUUCCCAUCAAGUUAAGGUCAGACAGAGCCUCUGCCUGAUAUAGUAACCUGAACCAAGCCUGGCCCAGCAGCUCUGUCCUGUGGCAUAUUUGCUUAGACUGUAGACCGAGGAGGAGAGAGCAAUUCCUGAAAGGCAGCUUUUUAGGACCUGUUGAGUUCGAGCAGACAGUGUGUGUCAGUGGGAUAGAAGACGGGUGAGGGAGAACAGGAGGAGUCUGUGGUCUCGUCCCAGGGAUGCUGAGUGUGUACACGGCCUCCCUCCAGCCGGGUGUGGGGGCAGGUGGACCCUGCUACUCUGCUCAGCUCCUUAGAUCCACCUCAUUCAGUCCAAGAGAGAGGGAGGCCUUUGCCAAGUUUUUCCAGAUAAGGAGAGUGUUGCUUUCUCUGAGAGGGCAUCAGCUCCUCUCACAAUUGAAAGGUCCAUAAUGAGUCCUGUGCUGACUGCCAUCCCCUCCACUGUGAGAACAUGCUGCAUCUUCAGCCAGCCUGAGCCCGUCGUGCAGGAGCCGAGGGUCUAGGUAAGGAGAUCUGCAUGGUCAUUGGCUAUCAGCACUAAAAGGAGCGUGUGUGAUGUUCUCUCUGUGGUAUACAAACAUGGGAUGAGAGAGAGUUUUCUGUGGAGCACAGGACUUGUAGGAAAUGGGGCCUGGGGAUAGGUGUGGGCUGCAGGAGGGUGGGCAGGAAGGUAAGCAGCAGGCCAACCAUAGAGAGGCAUUUAAAGGUGUUCCUGACAGAAGGUGGUCAGCUUCCCCAAGGCCCUUCCUCUCAGAGAUGGCCCAGGACGAUUCUCAUUUUGCCUGUCAGUUUGCGUUCUGCCUCUGUUUGGGAUGGUUGUGCACCUGAACUUUCCCAGGUUCAGGUAACCACGAUAUUCUCUGCCUUGUGUGGCACAGACCCUGUGGCAUGCUUGAGAGGCUCUCAGCAGCCUGGCAUGUCCCCUGGUGGGUGUCUGGAACUCCAGACACUUACCCCAUGGAGGCUCCUUGGGCAGGGGCACUUCCCAUCUGGACACAGUUUCCUCACUACAGACUGAAGAUAUAGUGCUUGGGCUAGUAGCCACAUCUCAGGUUAGUGAAGUCCACAGGCUGCCCCUUUAUGCACUGCCGCUGGAUUUCUCCCCUGUGUGGCACCUGCACCUGCCUCCUUCACCUUCAGCUGGUUGGUUUUGGCUCAGUGCCCUGUCCUGUGAAGGUCAUUUUAGGUUUGGUUUGUCAUUCCAUCUCCUAGGUGUCCAGAUCUGGAUCAUGUGCUUGCCUGGGGCACUGACCCCCUUCCAGAACACCUCAGCCUUGGGGAGCAGAGGCAGAAGGUGGCCCACUCCUGUCAUGACACUAAGCUGUCAUGAUGUUUUCCUUCUUACUGACAGAGCGCUGUGUCGUGCUGCGUUUUCUGAAGUUUCCUCCAAAUAGGAAGAAGACCUCGGAAGAGAUAUUUCAGCACCUGCAGAACAUAGUGGACUUUGGCAAAAAUGUCAUGAAGGAGUUUUUGGGGGAGAACUAUGUUCAUUGUGGGGAAGUUGUACAGCUACCUUUAGAGUUUGUGAAACAGCUUUGUUUAAAGAUACAAUCUGAAAGACCAGAGUCUCGCUGUGACAAGGACCUGGACACUCUCAGUGGUUACGCUAUGUGCCUUCCCAAUUUAACCAGACUUCAGACCUACCACUUUGCAGAGCACCGGCCGAUUCUGUGUGUAGAGAUUAAGCCAAAAUGUGGGUUCAUUCCUUUCUCGAGUGAUGUCACGCAUGAGAUGAAGCAUAAGGUCUGUCGUUACUGCAUGCACCAGCACCUCAAGGUGGCAACUGGGAAGUGGAAGCAGAUCAGUAAAUACUGUCCCCUUGAUCUCUACUCAGGAAACAAACAGAGAAUGCACUUUGCCUUGAAGAGUUUGCUACAGGAGGCACAGAACAACUUAAAGAUAUUUAAGAAUGGUGAGCUGAUUUAUGGCUGCAAAGAUGCCCGGAGCCCCGUGGCUGACUGGAGCGAGCUUGCACACCACCUGAAGCCGUUCUUCUUCCCUUCCAAUGGCCUGGCCAGUGGGCCCCACUGCACAAGGGCUGUGAUCAGGGAGCUGGUGCACGUGAUCACGCAGGUGCUGCUGAGCAGCUCGGACAAGGGCCGGGCAGGCACCCUGAGACCGGGGCUUGGGCCUCGGGGCCCGCGAGUCUGUGAAGCCAGCCCCUUCAGCAGGAGCCUGCGCUGCCAAGGAAAAAACACCCCAGAGCGCUCGGGGUUACCGAAGGGCUGUCUUCUGUACAAAACCCUCCAGGUGCAGAUGUUGGACCUCCUCGACAUCGAAGGCCUCUACCCUCUGUACAACCGGGUUGAGCGAUACCUAGAAGAGUUUCCCGAGGAGAGAAAAACCUUACAAAUAGAUGGGCCUUAUGAUGAAGCAUUUUACCAGAAGCUGCUUGACCUUUCCACUGAGGAUGACGGGACAGUGGCCUUCGCGUUAACGAAGGUGCAGCAGUACCGCGUCGCCAUGACUGCCAAGGACUGCUCCAUCAUGAUCGCGCUGUCCCCCUGUCUGCAGGAUGCCAGCUCUGAUCAAAGGCCUGUCGUCCCUUCAUCGAGGUCCAGGCUUGCCUUCUCCGUGUCUGUGCUGGACCUUGACCUCAAGCCCUACGAGAGCAUUCCCCAUCAGUAUAAACUGGACGGCAAGAUCGUCAACUAUUAUUCAAAGACUGUAUGUGCCAAAGACAACGCCGUGAUGUCGACUCGGUUCAAGGAAAGUGACGAUUGCACAUUAGUUCUCCACAAGGUCUAACUCUUUCCCUGCAAUGUCUUUGAAACUUGAACAUAGAAUGUGAAGGUUGAAUGAUAGAGCUAUUUUCUGUUGUGUUGGGUGACCUUUGGUUGUGAAUGUUUUUGCUUUUAACCCCUGUUGAGGUGGGAUUGCCUCUUGGAGAAAUGGAAUUGAAGAGCACUAGAAACAUCUUCCUGGACAAGGAAUGUAGGACGUGAGUACUGUGUCCCAGGAAGCUGCUCACAUUCUUAAAAUGGAAGUGUCCGUUAAGCCCUGGGGAGACCCUCUGGGUAGUUCUUCCUUCCCACCCAGGGCUCAUGUCUGAUUCUCUAAUGCAAAAAGCCUUAUUCUAAGACCCAAGCUUUGGAUCUGCUACCACCAGACUCCUAACAUAGAAAACUUGAAUUAUUACAUACAUUUUACAGUUUGGACUUUUAAGAAAACAUGGAUACUACUGGAACUUUCCCCAGCUGAGUUACAUGGUCACUUUUUCAGAAAGUGCAAGCCACAUAUCAACACAGGUUUUUAGGU